This is a messenger RNA of Dentiscutata erythropus, 153 nucleotides long. The record is from the annotation of a GenBank genome assembly. NCBI's taxonomy places the organism in Eukaryota, Fungi, Glomeromycota, Glomeromycetes, Diversisporales, Gigasporaceae.
GCUAUGUGAAUAAAGCAAAUAUUGUUAGUGCAAGCCCUGAAUUAAAUAAAAAGGAAGUUGUUGUGAACAAUAAAUCAAAUAGAGAAACUCUUUUUAAGGUGGAUGGAAGAGUUCAAGAAGAAAAUGCAUUGAUUCUCCCCUUAAUAUUACACA